This is a messenger RNA of Emys orbicularis (European pond turtle), 1845 nucleotides long. RefSeq names its product F-box and WD repeat domain containing 4 (gene FBXW4). The coding region runs from base 1 to 1224 and encodes 407 amino acids. Gene Ontology annotation, cellular component: SCF ubiquitin ligase complex. The transcript is spliced from 9 exons. NCBI's taxonomy places the organism in Eukaryota, Metazoa, Chordata, Testudines, Emydidae. Gene Ontology annotation, molecular function: protein binding. Gene Ontology annotation, biological process: SCF-dependent proteasomal ubiquitin-dependent protein catabolic process. The record is from RefSeq and is a predicted model, not a curated record.
AUGGGGAGGAAGGGCAGCCCGCGGCCCCCCCAGGCGGAGGGGGGAUGCGGGGCCGCCCGCCCCUCCCUCCUGUGGGCCCUGCCCGAGGAGCUGCUGCUGCUCAUCUGCUCCUACCUGGACGCGCAGGCCCUGGGCCGGCUGGGCCAGGUCUGCCGGCGGCUGCGCGCCUUCUCCGGCCGGGACCUGCUCUGGAGGCGCAUAGCCCGCGGCUGCCUCAACUCCGGCUUCACGCAGCUCGGCGCCGACCUAGCGGCUGGCAUCCCAGUGAAGGAAAGGGUGAAGGUCUCUCAGAACUGGAGGCACGGGCGCUGCCGGAGGGAAACGCUCCUGAAAUGGAAACGCAACCUGAUGCCCUGGAUGCAUUUAGAUGGCGAGUAUCUCUACCUGUCCCAGGCAGAAGACAUCCGGGCCUACCGGUUUCGUCCAGACAGCACUGGCCUACAACGCCGUCCUCAAGCCAUCUUCUCCGGCCACCAGGAAGAUGUGUGUCGAUUUGUUCUCACCAGCUCCCACAUCGUCAGUGGAGGAGGUGAUGGAAAUAUCGUCCUCUCUAUGCUGAAGGAGCCAUGGACUUUAAAGUUCUCUGCGCACGAGCAGGAGGUGAACUGUGUGGAUUGUCAAGGGGGCAUCAUCGUGAGCGGCUCCAGGGACAGAACAGCAAAGGUUUGGUCCCUAUCCUCUGGCAGAGUUGGGCAUUGUUUACACACGGUGCAGACUGAGGACCGGGUCUGGUCCAUCGCCAUUAGUCCAUUAUUAAGUUCCUUCGUGACUGGGACAGCUUGCUGUGGACACACGUCUCCUCUGAGAAUCUGGGACUUAGAGAGUGGGCAGCUGGCGACCUGCUUAGGGACCGAUUUCCACCGAGGAGCCGGAGUCCUGGACAUCGUCUACGAAACGCCGUUCACCCUCCUGUCCUGCGGCUACGAUACCUACAUCCGGUCCUGGGACCUGCGCGCGAGCACGAGGAAGUGUGUCAUGGAGUGGGAGGAGCCCCACGACAGUGCCCUGUACUGCGUGAGGAGUGAUGGGAAUCACAUGAUUGCAAGCGGCUCCGCAUAUUACGGCGUGGUGCGGCUCUGGGACAAACGGCAGAGCAGGUGUUUGCAGAGCUUCUCGCUGUCCUCCCCCACCAGCAGCCCCGUGUACUGCCUCCGCUUCAGCACCACCCACCUUUAUGCUGCCCUGGCGUCUGCCCUGCACGCCCUUGACUUCACCGCCCCCUGAUGCCCGGGCCAAGGUCCUUCCCGCACCACAGCUGCUCUGGCCGCUCCCAGGUUGGCAGGUCUGAUGCUCCGCUCAGGGAUUGCAGGGCGGGAGAGAGGCAAACGGCCAUGGAGACUUCUCAAGGAAUUCCUUAGCGGCCAGAAAGCAUCUCCCUUGAGCGCUGGAAGAGCCAGAUUGUCUCCGACUCACCUGCCUUUUAGUUUAAAUAAAGGCAAAUUGUCCUUUACUCCUUUUUAUUUUGUACAGUUCAGGUUGGUUUGGUUUUGUGUGUGCGACGGUAGCGGGUCAGCUGGGAGAGCCGCGCAGACGUUCCCGUCAGCUGGGCAGCGCUGCUCCCGGGCAUUGAGCAGUGCAGAGCCAAUCUAGGACUGUGUGCGCAGUGCAUUUCACUUGGGAGGCAGGGGCAGAGCCCUGAACAGCCAGGCGCUGCCAUCUUUGCACCUGCCCUGGCUGUCCUGACUGCUUUUUGUUACGGCCUCCUAAACAGCGAACGGGAAUGGAUCCGGGAGCUGAAACCUCGGCAGGCUCUGGCUGAAUCCUACCAAAGCUCGGCUCUGCCGGCCGGCUAUCGGGGACUGGAGGACGUGGUCGGUUGGGUUGGGACAGUCUCAAUUUGCUAAA